CCCUCCUCCCUCCACUGUACCCCACUGUGCGGGAGACGCGCACCGCUCGCCCCCCGCUCCCGUCGGCACGCACAAAGAUGCGCCUCGGCUCUAUUAAUAGCCUCUCUUCUUUUUACCCCACCAACGCCUUAUUGCAUUAUGGAUGCCCCCGGAACGGUGUCCCUGCCAGAUAGCGUGGGAAUCUCUCAGUAGAGAGGCCGUGGCCCUUCAUCCUGCCGGGGGCCGCCCGCUCCAGCAUCCACAGAACGAGAAGCAGAUAGGUAGAAGCGGAGGGAGAGAGAGAAAAAAAGGGGGGGGGGGGAGGGUUAGCGCGUCGCGUUCGAGACAGGCCGGUCGCCGUGCCAUGGCCGCGUAGCGCGCGCGCGUCUAGACCCGCCCGUUGCACCGGGGGUUUGCGUUCGUUUCGCCCGCCGCUGAAGGACCUCGUUCUCUGCAUGCCGGAUUCAGGUCCGCCGGAGCGCGAUGCGGGAGUAUAAGGUGGUGGUGCUCGGCAGCGGCGGGGUGGGGAAGUCCGCCCUGACGGUCCAGUUCGUCACCGGGACGUUCAUCGAGAAGUACGACCCGACCAUCGAAGAUUUCUACCGGAAGGAGAUCGAGGUGGACUCCUCUCCGUCGGUGCUGGAGAUCCUCGAUACGGCCGGCACCGAGCAGUUCGCCUCGAUGAGGGACCUUUACAUCAGGAACGGCCAAGGCUUCAUCCUGGUCUACAGCCUGGUCAACCAGCAAAGUUUUCAGGACAUCAAGCCCAUGAGGGACCAGAUCAUCAGGGUGAAAAGGUAUCAGCAGGUGCCGGUGGUGCUGGUGGGCAACAAGGUGGACCUGGAGGAGGAGAGGGAGGUGUCCCCCGGCGAGGGCCAGGCGCUGGCCGAGGACUGGGGCUGCCCCUUCAUGGAGACCUCGGCCAAGAGCAAGACCAUGGUGGACGAGCUCUUCGCCGAGAUCGUGAGGCAGAUGGACUUCUGCCCUCUGCCGGACCGGAGGGAGGCCUGCUGCCCCGCCUGCAGCGUACAGUAGCAGCCUGC
Messenger RNA from Pungitius pungitius (ninespine stickleback), 1022 nucleotides. RefSeq names its product ras-related protein Rap-2a-like. Bases 463 to 1014 code for a protein of 183 amino acids. The record is from RefSeq and is a predicted model, not a curated record. The transcript has 2 exons. Lineage: Eukaryota; Metazoa; Chordata; Actinopteri; Perciformes; Gasterosteidae. Gene Ontology annotation, molecular function: GTPase activity; GTP binding; GDP binding. Gene Ontology annotation, cellular component: plasma membrane. Gene Ontology annotation, biological process: Rap protein signal transduction; negative regulation of cell migration.